AUGGUAUUCAGCAGGUCCAGAUCUGGAGGAUGGAUGGUGUCGUUCGCGGCUAUCAUCUACGCAAUGUUCCUGGUAGCUCUCCCACUGGCUUCACAAUCGAAGUCGUCUCACGGGUUUGCCAGAGCAGACGAUGUGGAGAACUACGGCACAGUGAUCGGUAUCGAUCUGGGGACCACGUAUUCGUGUGUCGCGGUGAUGAAAAACGGGAAAACAGAAAUUUUGGCCAACGAGCAAGGUAACAGAAUCACACCCUCAUACGUGGCCUUCACAGACGAAGAAAGACUAAUUGGUGACGCGGCCAAGAACCAGGUGGCGUCAAACCCUCACAACACCGUUUUCGACGUCAAGAGACUCAUUGGGCUCAAGUACAGCGACGACUCCGUACAAAAGGACAUCAAGCAUCUGCCCUUCAACGUCAUCAACAAGGACGGCAAGCCUGCCGUGCAGGUCACCGUCAAAGGCGCCGAGAAGGUGUUCACGCCGGAGGAGAUUUCGGCCAUGAUUUUGGGCAAGAUGAAGCAGAUCGCCGAGGACUAUCUCGGCAAAAAGGUGACCCACGCCGUCGUCACCGUCCCUGCCUAUUUCAACGACGCCCAGAGACAGGCCACCAAGGACGCAGGUACGAUCGCGGGACUCAACAUUUUGAGAAUCGUCAACGAGCCCACUGCCGCUGCCAUUGCGUACGGUUUGGACAAAUCUAAGGAAGAACACCACAUCAUCGUGUACGACCUGGGUGGUGGUACUUUUGACGUUUCUCUACUGUCCAUCGAAGGCGGUGUUUUCGAAGUCCAGGCUACCGCUGGUGACACUCACUUGGGUGGUGAAGAUUUCGACUACAGAAUUGUGCGUCACUUCAUCCAAUUGUUCAAAAAGAACCACGGAAUCGAUGUCAGCAAGAACGCCAAGGCCUUGGCCAAGCUAAAGAGAGAAGCCGAGAAGGCCAAGCGUUCGCUAUCCAACCAGAUGUCCACUCGUGUUGAAAUCGACUCCUUCGUUGACGGUAUCGACUUCAGUGAGACCCUAACCAGAGCCAAGUUCGAAGAAUUGAACUUGGCCAUGUUCAAAAAGACUUUGAAGCCUGUGGAGAAGGUACUGGCUGACGCCGGUUUCAACAAGGAAGACAUUGACGACAUUGUGCUAGUCGGUGGCUCCACCAGAAUUCCAAAAGUCCAAAGUUUGUUGGAAUCCUACUUUGGUGGCAAGAAGGCCUCCAAAGGUAUCAACCCUGACGAAGCUGUGGCUUACGGUGCUGCUGUGCAAGCUGGUGUCUUGUCCGGUGAGGAAAGUGUGGAAGAUAUUGUUCUUUUGGAUGUCAACGCCCUUACUUUGGGUAUUGAAACCACUGGUGGCGUCAUGACUCCAUUGAUCAAGAGAAACACUGCCAUUCCAACCAAGAAGUCUCAGAUGUUCUCCACCGCCGUGGACAACCAACCAACAGUUAUGAUUCAAGUUUACGAAGGUGAAAGAGCCAUGGCCAAGGACAACAACAGAUUGGGUCAAUUCGAGCUAACUGGCAUUCCAUCGGCCCCAAGAGGUGUUCCACAGAUCGAAGUUACUUUUGCGCUAGACGCCAACGGUAUCUUGAAGGUCUCUGCCACCGACAAGGGAACCGGUAAGUCCAACUCCAUCACCAUCACCAAUGACAAGGGCAGACUAUCUUCCGAGCAGAUCGAGAAGAUGGUGGAAGAAGCUGAGAAGUUUGCUUCUGAAGACGCCGAGGUUAGAGCCAAGAUUGAGGCUCGUAACCAACUAGAAAACUACGCUCACUCUUUGAAGAACCAAGUCAACGGUGAGUUGGCCGACAAGUUCGAAGAAGAGGACAAGGAAACUCUAUUGGACGCUGUCAACGAUGCUUUGGAAUGGAUCGAAGACAACUCUGACACUGCCAUGGCUGACGACUUCAAGGAGAAGUUCGAAUCCUUGUCGCAAGUCGCCUACCCAAUCACCUCUAAACUAUAUGGUGGCGCUGGUGCCGCCGGUGCUGGAGAGGAAGACGAGGACGAAGAUGAUGACUACUUCGACCAUGACGAAUUGUAA
Molecule: messenger RNA, 2037 nt
Organism: Lachancea meyersii CBS 8951
Lineage: Eukaryota; Fungi; Ascomycota; Saccharomycetes; Saccharomycetales; Saccharomycetaceae
Source: the annotation of a GenBank genome assembly